AUGAAUCAAGAGACGGGUGGGAACGCGAUAGUGGUCACGGUAGCAGAUGCAAUAAUGCAAAUCGUCAUGCCAUGUCCCCUCAUACCGGAUGACUACGCUCGCUUGUACCGUAUCUGGCUUGUGCAAGCCAAAGAUGACCCAUGGUACGAUAAGAUGCAACAAGGCCAAGCCCCCGAAUGGUUCCUGCGCCGCAAGGCUAUCCUCUUCACUGACGUGGAGGCGAAGGAUGUGGUGGUUUCGACGGGCCCGGCGAGGAAUGGAGUGCCGGGGUGGCGGUUUCGGGAGGGUGUCAAGGUGCAUGGACCUUCAGACGAAUUCCAGCAUGGGUCUGAGGAUCUUAGCAAAGAGAGAGAGGAGAAAUCGGUGCAGGCAGACGCGGAUGUGGAAGGGAUUGCUGAGGGGCUGUCCUUGUCGUCGCUGGAGUGA
Letharia columbiana is the source of this 426-nucleotide messenger RNA. RefSeq lists its product as uncharacterized. Lineage: Eukaryota; Fungi; Ascomycota; Lecanoromycetes; Lecanorales; Parmeliaceae. The transcript has a single exon. The coding region runs from base 1 to 426 and encodes 141 amino acids. The record is from RefSeq and is a predicted model, not a curated record.